AUCGGAACAAAUGUUUAAUGUGACCUGUCACAUUAACACUGUGUUCCUGUCAUCAGUCAGCUGCCUGCGAUUAAACCCAGAAACGGCCUUUGAAAGCACAGCAGCCGUCUGAGUCUGAAUGUAGAUCGUUGUCAUCCGCAGAAACAGCAGUUUGUCAGCGGAGUGCUUCACAGCUUAGGCUCGUCACGGCUUCCUGUGCGGUGUGCAGCUUGUCGGCUACAGAGAGAGGACUGCACACCGACACACUCUUCUGACUUUAAAAUCAAGGAGCGGAUCCGUGAAUCCAAAAAUGUCAAACCCAGUGGUCACCCAUCAACCAGGUGCAGGCAGCUAUGGGACAAAUGUCCAAACAGGAGAGUGGAGCACGGGCCUGUGCUCCUGCUUCAGUGACUUGUUUGUCUGCGCCCUGGGAUGCAUCUGUCCAGUUGCACUGACCUGCUACACAGCUAACAAGUAUGGAGAAAACUGCUGCUUGGCUUGUUUGCCAGGAGGCAUGGCGGCCUUGAGGACUCAUAUGAGACUGACCUAUGGCAUUCAAGGAACAAUAACCAACGACGCCUUGAUGACCUUUUGCUGCGGACUGUGCGAGGUGUGCCGGAUGGCGCGGGAAAUCCACAUCAGGAAUGGAGAAAUGUAAUCACGAGAAGACAUGAAGCAUUCUGGGCCAUACAGUAUUUUCAGUUUGGUGAGGAUGUUCAGCUAUCAUUUCUUUAUUCUUUCUUGUAGCGGGCUUAGCGUUCAUGCACACUGCAAAUGUGGGGGAGGGCUCAUGAACAAUGAAUUCUUAUGUAUCCGUCUAAUGGAAAUGAAAAAGUGAUAUUACUGAUCUGCAUUACUGUAAAUAAACUUUUUUUUAUCACUCACAACUCAUAACUGCAUUUAAGCACGGACCAUUGUGUACAACAUUUCCAAUAAAAACAGGUUUUCUGAUUCAUUUGGGUGAAUGUAAACCAUUUCUUAAACCUGUUGUUUCCAACGUUUGUGGCUUGACACUCAUUACAUGAGAAACUUACACGUAACAGUUUUUUCCGGUACGUCACAACAUCUGUGAAAUGAGAAAGAAAUGCUUCGCUUUUGGUGCCUUAAAACAAAGGAACUUUUGCAUUAAGCAAACCAAGCUACCAAGGCAGGUAACACGCUCUUCCGUGCCAAGUUUACACUUACUAAUCCUCAAACGUUAACACAUUAUACUUGGAAAAAAAAUGUAUCUACUGUCUUCAUGCACCUUCCCCCAAGACAAUUUCCAUGUAUGUACAACAUACAAUGGCAAUAAACGUUUCCUGAUUCC
This is a messenger RNA of Pungitius pungitius (ninespine stickleback), 1288 nucleotides long. RefSeq names its product cornifelin-like. The transcript has 4 exons. Gene Ontology annotation, biological process: positive regulation of transcription by RNA polymerase II. Lineage: Eukaryota; Metazoa; Chordata; Actinopteri; Perciformes; Gasterosteidae. The coding region runs from base 290 to 637 and encodes 115 amino acids. The record is from RefSeq and is a predicted model, not a curated record.